Trematomus bernacchii (emerald rockcod) is the source of this 2966-nucleotide messenger RNA. It is a transcript of the gene barhl1b, whose product is annotated as BarH-like homeobox 1b. Lineage: Eukaryota; Metazoa; Chordata; Actinopteri; Perciformes; Nototheniidae. Gene Ontology annotation, biological process: regulation of transcription by RNA polymerase II. Gene Ontology annotation, molecular function: DNA-binding transcription factor activity, RNA polymerase II-specific; RNA polymerase II transcription regulatory region sequence-specific DNA binding. The record is from RefSeq and is a predicted model, not a curated record. The transcript is spliced from 3 exons. Gene Ontology annotation, cellular component: nucleus. The coding region runs from base 709 to 1674 and encodes 321 amino acids.
CCAGUUUACCUCUCCUUUUUGAGAUUCUGCAGCGAGCAUCGCGUCGUCUCGCUCCUUCCUCCUCUCCUGCUGCAGCUCUCGCUCGGACUCCGCACUCUACUUCGUGUUUUUUUUUAAAAAGGUUUUGUUGUUCUUAAAAAGGAAUGCGAACAGUUUUCGCGUGUGUUCACGAAGAGCUGAACAUUUUUGCUACGGUCCUCUCUCAGGUCUGACUCGCCGGUACCUGUCCAUGGUGCUGAAACGCUUUUCUUCCCGGUGCACUGCUGCUCCAAAUACAUCCAGAACCAGUCCUAUUUUCUGCAUCUUUUCGUGCCCUGCGGGUGAGAUACUUUCAGCAAUAACUGACGAGGCUUCUGAACUCAGAACAGACGGAGGUGGUCCUGAAGGAAGCAAGAAGAAUCGACUGUGACUCUCUCAAUACCGGCUGCAUCGAUUUCAAGAGGACUCAUCUUUCUAUACUUAACAAAAAGAAAUUCGGAUGCAUGGACGAUUGUUGUAACGCACUUAGCCUGGAGAUAUUUGCUCUUUAAAGAACCAGUGGGGAAAUUGGAUGACUAGUUUUCAUUUGUAGCAAAAACAUUGUUCUGGGUACGGGGAGAGGGUUUUUUUCUCUUCUACUGGAUCAACUUAAACAACACACCCUGCCUCUCAAAGAUAAAACUUGUCCUGAAUACCAAAUGGUAGUUUGAGGAGGCCUCGAUCGAGACAAUGGAGACGUCCGCCAACGGGUCCAGUUUUGGCAUCGACUCGCUGCUGUCACACAGGCCUGGAAGUCCGGUGUCCAAGGGGGACAGCCUGGUGGGGGAGUGCCGCUCGCCUCUGGAGUUCAGCCCGAGAUCAGACGUGGAGAGCGGCUGCUCGUCGCCUCCGUCGCCGAGGAGGGAGUGCGGGGAUGAGGUGGCCCAGAGGCAGGGUCACGGCAUCGGCCUUCCUCCGCAUCUGCAGCACGCGCAGAUAUCGGCAGGCUCGCAGCAGAGGAGCGUGACCUCCUCAUUCCUCAUCAGAGAUAUUCUCGCGGACUGUAAGCCUCUGGCCGCGUGCGCACCGUACUCCAGCAAUGGACUGCCGACUCAGGAGGUGGGCAGGCUGGCCGCAAAGAUAGCAGAAGACUUUAUGGAGAAAAUCCACAGCAACUCUUCGUCCGACAGUGAAUAUAAAGUGAAGGAGGAGGGGGACAGGGAGAUCUCCAGCAGCAGAGACAGCUCUCAGGCCCGGAUGAAGAAGCCCCGGAAGGCCCGGACGGCCUUCACGGACCACCAGCUCGGGCAGCUGGAGCGCAGCUUCGAGAGGCAGAAAUACCUGAGCGUGCAGGACCGCAUGGAGCUCGCGGCCUCGCUCAACCUCACCGACACACAGGUCAAGACCUGGUACCAGAACCGAAGGACAAAGUGGAAGAGGCAGACGGCGGUGGGACUAGAGCUUCUCGCGGAAGCAGGAAACUACUCCGCCCUGCAGAGGAUGUUCCCAUCCCCGUACUUCUACCCACAGAGCCUGGUGUCUAGCCUGGACCCCGCAGCAGCCCUCUACCUGUACAGAGGCCCCUCGGGACCCCCGCCGGGCCUGCAGAGACCCCUGGUCCCCCGGAUCCUGCUGCACGGCCUGCAGGGGGGCGGCGAGCCACCCCCUCUCCCCCCUAUGUCCGGUGUGCUUUCUCGGCCACCUCUGCCGCGAUGAGCCGGACACUGCUGAUUUUUUAUUGUACGCCAACAAUGGCAGCUUUGGACUCGAGAAGAGAAGAAAUAAAACAAAGACAGAUAAAAUAAAAAACGCGACGAACAAGAGGAAAACUGUUCGAGGCCUUUAUAUGGUGCGAAAGGUCAGAAGUCUGUGGACGGAGCUUUGUGACUAACUGUCUGUACUGAAGGAUUUUAUUCAUUUAUUUUGGGACAAUGAGCUUUAUUUAUUAUUUAUUUAUUUUUCAAGAAUCAAAGCAUCUAAGUUAUGUAUUUAUUUGAACUACGUUUCAGUAUUUUUCCCCAAAAGAUAGAAUUGUUGGUGACACUUUGACCUACAGUUCAAUGCCAAUUAGACCCCCCAUUGGCAUUAUUAUUAUUAUUGUUGUUAUUAUAAUUAUUAUUAUGGAGAGUUAAAGUGUGAAGAAGCAUCCUUCCAUGUAAUAUGAAUAUAAUGUAGAGGGAUCCAAAGGAACAAUUAAUAAAUACUUCCUCUUUUUUCUUUCUAAAUAUGUCAUUGAUUUCCUUUGUUUACAAGUGAAGAUGAUCAGCAGUCAUAAACCUGUAAAUAAGAAUAUUUUGCAUUUUAUUCGAAAGAGACUGAUUUUAAAAGAAACCUUCCUUUUUUUUUGGAUCUAUCAGUGCUUCUAUUUCAGACCAGUCCAGUUAAUAGGCUAGAUUAGCCAACAGAAACUAUUAAAAAAAAAGUGGAAAAAACCUAUUUGUCUGAGAAAGAAUGCCUGGACCCACAUAACACGAGAGCUACGGAAAGAAAUACAUCUAUAUAAAGUCUUUUUCUCGUUCUUAGUUGAAGAUUUAGCGGAGUACAAAUGUCAAGUAAUUUAUAAAAAAGCAGUUUUAUCCCUGCAGGGGGGAAACGGGGACGCAAUCACGUCAGAAAUGUUUCAUUUUCUAUCGUCAUACAGCGGUCGGACUCGGGUCCAGGUGCACCUGCCUGUUGAUUUAGAUGUAUUUGAACAGACGUUGUGCAUUACUUAUGUUAUACUUCAUAUGAAGCCGUGAUAACCCUUAAUUGUUAUACUCUCCUUUGGUGAAAAUGUAUAUUGCAGAUAUCAAACUUGUGGAGUGGUUCUCGUAUAUUUCCUGGAUCGUUUUUUUAAAUUAUUUUUAUUUCUUUCGUUCCUCUAGCUUUCCCCUCGAACUCUCUCUCCCCAUUUGGUGAAAUUCAUUUUUGUGAAAUUCACAGCAACAGUUGGACAGAAAAAAAGGGGGGGGAUUUGAUGUAAAAGAGAAUUACUUUUAUAAAUGUGGAAAUAAAAGUCUUUCAUUUAA